Messenger RNA from Rosa rugosa (rugosa rose), 3460 nucleotides. RefSeq names its product small RNA 2'-O-methyltransferase-like. Gene Ontology annotation, cellular component: cytoplasm; nucleus. The coding region runs from base 290 to 3238 and encodes 982 amino acids. Lineage: Eukaryota; Viridiplantae; Streptophyta; Magnoliopsida; Rosales; Rosaceae. The transcript is spliced from 10 exons. The record is from RefSeq and is a predicted model, not a curated record. Gene Ontology annotation, molecular function: peptidyl-prolyl cis-trans isomerase activity; O-methyltransferase activity; RNA methyltransferase activity. Gene Ontology annotation, biological process: piRNA processing; siRNA processing; RNA methylation.
GUAGGCAUGGACAAGUUUCAUUAUAUUCCGAAACCGAAACCUUUCCCUCCUUUCUCUUUUUAUAUAUACAAAAACCAUUCUCCAAAAAAUCCCAGAAACCCCAAAACAUACAAAACUCGCUUCUGGGAUAUAGUACAACCCACACUAAACUAAGCAACCCCAAAACCCACUUCUCUCAGUCUCUUAGUCUCCCAGUUUCUCUCUCUCAAACAUUGAAGGAAGGUUGUUAAUGCAGAAAGGAACUCAUAUCUAACACGAUCUAAGCCUUUUGUAGACCUGUUGGUUGCUGAUGGAAACUGAAGGAGCCUCAUCUGUCACAGUUCGAAAGACUAGCUGUACACCUAAGGCUAUUAUACACCAAAAGUUUGGUACCCAUGCCUGCUAUAAACUUGAGGAAGUGCAUGAGUCUACUGAAAAUGGAUGUCCAGGAUUAGCCAUUGUGCAGAAAGGCCCUUGCCUUUACCGCUGUACCUUGCAGCUUCCAGAAAUUACUGUUGUAUCUGGAAUCUUUAAAAAGAAGAAGGAUGCUGAGCAAUCUGCUGCUGAAUUGGCCUUAGAAAAGCUGCGCAUCAAUCCCGCCACAAAAAGCUCCUCUCUUCCAGAAACAUGGGAUGGUUUAGUCUCUCGAGUCAAAUAUUUAUUUUCAGAAGAGUUCCUUUCAUCUCUUCAUCCGCUGAGUGGUCAUUUGAGAGCAGCUUUGCAAAGAGAAGGUCAUCUUGCUGGCUUGAUCCCUGCUUGUGCUAUAGCCGUCUUUGAUGCAACACUAAGUAAUCUGUGUAAAUCCAUUGAUCCUAAGGUGGAAGCAAAUCCCUUCUUGAUAAUAUCAUAUGUUAUGAUGGCUGCUGCUAAAUUAUCUGGAUUUAUUGCUAGUUCAGAGGGAGAGCUCUGGGUUAGGAGGCAAAAUCCAUACCCUCCAGAAAUUAUAGAGUUAUCAUCUAUCCAGCAAAAUCCAAACAAUUCUGAAAUUAUAGUCUCACCAUCUAACCAGCAAUCAGGCUCCCCUGAAAUCCUUAUGGUUGAAGCCAUAAAUAUACCGUGUUCACUAGAGAAGACUGUUGAAAGAGUAAUUCUUAAUCUAACAUCUUCUGGUUAUUUCCUGGAUGUUAUUGCAAAGCAACUUGGGUUGUUGGAAGCUGCUGACCUUAUGAUCUCAAGGCCUGUAGGUAAGGCUUCCUCUGAGACAAGGCUGCACUUUGCUGCUCCAAAGCAAUAUCUGUUGGAUAUUUCUUCAGAUCUUCUUCAUGCCAAAGAAGUUCGUAGUUUUGAAGGUUCUUUGAAUGCAAGAGCAAGUUACUUGUCUGGUCAAGAUAUCUAUGGUGAUGCUAUUUUGGCAACCAUUGGCUACACAUGGAGGUCCAAAGACCUUUUCUAUGAAGAUGUAUCUGUGAAAUCAUAUUACAGGAUGCUUAUUGGCAAGACACCAAGUGGACUUUACAGGCUGUCCAGAGGGGCAAUACUUGCAGCUGAGUUACCUUUGGCAUUUACUACAAAUGCAAAAUGGAAGGGUUCCUUACCAAGGGAGAUGCUCUGUACAUUCUGUCGUCAGCAUCGGCUUUCUCAGCCUAUCUUCUCUACUUUAAGCAGUCUAGAAGAAUCAUCUGACUCCUCACAAUCACACAAGAAGUUAAGGGCGACAGACUUGGUUGCGAAAGACACACAACAUGCAAAUGGUUGUGUUGUUACUGCCUGUUCAAAGGAAAAAGUGGAGUCCGGAGGUACCUUUAGAUGUGAAAUAAAAGUAUAUUCUAAGUUUCAGGAUUUGAUUUUAGAAUGCUCACCAAAAAAGUCUUUUAAGAAGCAGAGUGAUUCUAUCCAGAAUGCUUCUUUGAAAGUUCUCUUAUGGUUAGAUAUAUACUUUAGGGAUCCAAAUGUGCCUUUCGAGAGAUUAAAGGCUUCUGCUGAUGGACUUGACAUUAGAUUUGAACUGAAAUUUUUUGUUGAAGCAUUUAUGCUUUGUCAACCUCUUCAUAAUGUCGGUCAUAAUGAGAUUGAAGAAGGCAAAUUAGUAUAUCCCAACUCUGUGAAUGUGCCAAAUGCUCUGUCUGGACACGGACUUCGUUCUCUGAAUAUAGAAGGCCCUGAUUCUGGUAUUUCUCCAUCUAAUGGGUCCUUAUCAUGUGUGAGUUAUUCUGCAUCUCUAGUGACUGAAGAGCAUCUAAAAGAACAACUGGAAAGUAGUGAUGACUUUGAGUUUGAGAUAGCUUCUGGAGCAGUGAAUCCGCAUCUUGAAUCAGUUCUCAUUCAGAUGUCGGUCGGUCAGUCUGCUUGUUUCAUUGUGGAUUUACCCCCUCGAGAGUUGAUUUUUGCUGCAGCUGAUGAUUCUGCAAGGAUGCUUUCCUUAUUGUCUUCAAAAACCUGCUGCUUGGAGUACACCAUAAGGUUGUUGCGGGUAACAGAACCCUUGGAGGACAGAAUGGAGCAGGCCUUGUUCAGCCCUCCACUUUCAAAACAACGAGUGGAAUAUGCAGUGCAAAGCAUCAAAGAAUCUUGUGCUACUACUUUGGUUGACUUUGGAUGUGGCUCUGGUAGUUUGUUGGAUUCCUUAUUAAAUUAUCCAACUUCUCUGGAAAAAAUUGCUGGUGUUGAUCUUUCACAAAAGAGUCUUACCCGUGCGGCAAAGAUACUUAAUUCCAAAUUAAACUCGACUUCAGAUGCUGAUACCUCAUGUACACCCCUAAAAUCUGCAAUUCUUUAUGAUGGUUCGGUUACAGAUCAUGAUUCUCGAUUGUGUGGGUUUGAUAUAGGCACUUGCUUAGAGGUAAUCGAGCAUAUGGAGGAAGAUCAAGCAUAUCUCUUUGGCAAUGUGGCAUUGAGUUAUUUCCGUCCUAAAAUUCUCAUUGUCUCGACACCAAACUAUGAAUAUAAUGUCAUACUCCAGAAGUCUACUUUAUCAACCACAGAAGAUGAUGUUGAUGAAAGAAAUGAAUCACAACCUUGUAAGUUUCGUAACCAUGACCACAAGUUUGAGUGGACGAGAGCGCAGUUCAAUUGCUGGGCAACUGAAUUGGCCACGAGGCACAACUACAGUGUUGAGUUCAGUGGGGUUGGUGGAUCUGGUGAUGAACCAGGUUUUGCUUCCCAGAUUGCUGUCUUCAGACGGAGAGCCAUACCUCAGGAAGGUUAUCCUGAAGAACUCUCGGAUUCGGAACAUCGUUACCAAGUCAUAUGGGAAUGGACUAGUAGCGAUAGGUCAAGAUGUUAUGAAAUCCUACGUAAAUGGUUUUCCUGUUUCGGAUAGGAGAAGUCAUUAAGUUGUCAUGUGCUUGGUACGCGUAUAGGUUAAUUAGUCGUUAAUUGAGUCAGUUAGGGUUAAGCUGCUAAUUAGCCUUUCAAUUAGUUGUAACCAAUACAUGGGGGACACGUGUCCGUGGUAGGUAGCUCAUCUUGGGCUAUAUAAACCAGACCUUUGUAUUUCUUAUCUCAUCGAUCAAUAUCAAUAUAUCUGAAUUUCCUUUGCUUC